Molecule: messenger RNA, 1402 nt
Organism: Oryza sativa Japonica Group (Japanese rice)
Lineage: Eukaryota; Viridiplantae; Streptophyta; Magnoliopsida; Poales; Poaceae
Product: tetraketide alpha-pyrone reductase 1
Molecular function (GO): oxidoreductase activity, acting on the CH-OH group of donors, NAD or NADP as acceptor
Source: RefSeq, a predicted model, not a curated record
AAUUAUGAUCACAAAAAUGAGGUGAUGUACAACAUUUCUUGGUCCUCCUCCUCUAGGAUAUUUCUUUGCUGUGCUUAUAUGAGCAGGUUGAUUUGCUUCAGAGUUCAACAUCAUCACUUCCAGUUUGAGAAAAUGGUGAUCUCAUCCAAGGGCAAAGUGUGUGUAACUGGUGCUUCAGGCUUCGUCGCCUCUUGGCUCAUCAAGAGGCUUCUUGAGGCGGGCUAUCAUGUGAUAGGAACUGUGAGAGACCCAAGCAAUCGCGAUAAAGUGUCACACCUUUGGAGAUUACCAAGUGCAAAGGAGAGGCUGCAACUUGUGAGAGCUGAUCUGAUGGAAGAAGGGAGCUUUGACGAUGCUGUGAUGGCUUGCGAAGGCGUCUUCCACACUGCAUCGCCUGUCCUUGCCAAAUCUGAUUCCAAUUGCAAGGAAGAAAUGCUUGUUCCUGCGAUAAAUGGUACUCUGAAUGUGCUGAAAUCUUGCAAGAAGAAUCCAUUUCUGAAAAGGGUUGUUCUUACAUCCUCAUCAUCCACGGUAAGAAUCAGGGAUGAGAGUAAACAUCCAGAAAUCUCACUGGAUGAAACAAUAUGGAGCUCUGUGGCACUCUGUGAAAAGCUACAGCUAUGGUAUGCCCUGGCAAAGAUAUCUGCAGAGAAAGCGGCAUGGGAGUUUGCCAAGGAGAACAACAUUGACCUUGUAACUGUUCUUCCAUCAUUUGUGAUUGGGCCCAGUUUAUCACAUGAACUGUCUGUCACUGCUUCAGACAUCCUUGGCUUACUUCAAGGUGACACAGAUAGAUUCAUCUCGUAUGGGAGAAUGGGAUAUGUUCACAUCGACGAUGUGGCGAGCUGCCACAUUCUGGUGUACGAAGCACCUCAGGCUACUGGGAGAUAUCUCUGCAACUCCGUUGUUCUUGACAACAACGAAUUAGUCGCCUUGCUUGCGAAGCAAUUUCCAAUUUUUCCCAUCCCAAGGAGCUUGAGGAACCCAUAUGAGAAACAGUCAUAUGAGCUAAACACAUCCAAGAUCCAGCAGCUGGGUUUCAAGUUCAAAGGGGUGCAAGAGAUGUUUGGUGAUUGUGUCGAGUCGCUGAAAGAUCAGGGACACUUGCUGGAGUGCCCGUUGUAACGAAAAAAAGGGAUCUUUGGCACGGUACCAACAAGCUCAUGGCCAAGCACACACUUGAAUUGUUCUGACUUUGAUUCGACACUUCGCAUGCCACUGCGUUUCUCUUGUAAUAAUUCGCAUGUCAUUCCCUCACCAAACGACAAAUAAAUUGUCAAUUUGUUGCUCAGUCUUCACAGACCAUAUGCUUAAAUGUAAUGCUCUGCUUGCUUUCACUUUGGAUGAUGCUAAUUUCAAGCGGUAUUAAGUGCCGCUGAUCAGGGUUUACUAUUUCAGAAUA